This is a messenger RNA of Cryptomeria japonica (Japanese cedar), 3222 nucleotides long. Its product is annotated as AP2-like ethylene-responsive transcription factor AIL7. The transcript is spliced from 10 exons. NCBI's taxonomy places the organism in Eukaryota, Viridiplantae, Streptophyta, Pinopsida, Cupressales, Cupressaceae. The record is from RefSeq and is a predicted model, not a curated record. Bases 473 to 2692 code for a protein of 739 amino acids. Gene Ontology annotation, molecular function: DNA binding; DNA-binding transcription factor activity. Gene Ontology annotation, biological process: regulation of DNA-templated transcription.
UGUAGCUAUCCACCACCUGUCUUUUGCCUCCACAAUUUUAAGGGUGUCUGGGUUUGAUAGGACAUGAGGAGGGACCCUCUGAACCCUGAUCCCUUUUCCAUAAGAUGAUAUAAGAGGUUGUAGAAUGAGGCGGUAGGGAGAAGGAUACUUUUUGUCAGAAAUGGAGUGUGGGGCCCUGCUCUGGUAAAGGGUUUCCUUCCCAAUGCGCGGUGUAAUAAGAAGGAAUGGCCGGUUUAGACAAGGGUGCGUGCGUGACUCUGACGGCGUCUAAGAUCGAUGCUUUUGACCGCCGGUUCUUCUCCUCAUCUACUGCACUUUGUUCGCUCUAGUUUCAAGUUUUUCCUGUACUGUGUGCGGAGAUUUUCCUUUUCUGCUUCCAUUUGCAGGCAGGGAGGAGAGCCCUUCUUUUUCGGUCUCUUUCUUUGGCGGCGGUUUCCUAGGAGGGUGUUGGGAUUCCAGUGGAUGUGUGAUAAUGGGGUCGAUGAACAAUUGGCUUGGGUUUUCUCUCUCGCCUCAGAUGGCUGUGGAAAUGCCUGAGCCAGGUGAUUCGCAGCCAAACCAUCAUGGGCAUGGCCAGGGUAACAAUUUUGGUAAUGGAGAGUGUUAUAAUGAGCUUGCACCAUCUUCUAUGGAGAUGCCUCCUCACAUGACACUCAGGCGAGAUGGGUCGCUGUGUAUCUUGGAGGCAUUCAACCGCGCUGAGAACCAAGAUUGGCAUAUAAAAGGUUUGGAGAAUUCUCGAAGCAUGGAUUUGGACUCAGACGUGCAAUCUCAGCAGCACAUGAUAGAUUCCGAUCUGUCAAUGUUUGAGGCCGGGAACUGCAGUGAGCAUAACAUAUCAUUGUCCAUUAAUGGCGAUAGAGAGGGCCCAAAGCUGGAAGAUUUUCUGGGUGGUGCAUCCCUGGGAGGUUCAGGUCACUACUCAGACGCUACUAAUUCCAUCUACAGAAGCUCAAAGAUAAUGGAUGGAUAUGAUAUCACAGCCAAUGAAUUGCCCUCUUCCAAGAGAAUUGCACAAAAUCCAGACCCACUGAGGGCUACCCAAAUUCAGACCACUGAUUCAUAUGAUCAAAACAACAGUGAAUGCAUGUUUCAGGACUGUAGCCUCCAGCUUCCUCAGACAAACAACAUGGCAGGAAUGACAUGGCUGAGAGCCCAACCAUGUCAUGAUAAUAACAAUACCGCAAAGAUGAGUACAUCUGUUGCUGCUAACAAGGACCAAUGCGUGGGCAACUUGACAACUAUACAAUCUCUGUCCUUGUCCAUGAGCCCUGGGUCGCAGUCCAGUCCUCCUUUAGCUCUUCCUGCACCACCACCCCAAAAUGCCAUUAAUGGUGAGGCCUCCUCUUCUGAGAGCAAGAAGCAUUCUCUUGACAAUGCAGUUGGCUGUGCUGCCAUAGUGGAAGCUUCUCCAAGGAAGUCUAUUGAUACUUUUGGGCAGAGAACUUCCAUCUAUAGAGGAGUCACCAGACACAGGUGGACUGGAAGAUAUGAGGCUCACUUGUGGGACAACAGCUGCAGGAGAGAGGGCCAGACCAGAAAGGGUCGACAAGUCUAUUUGGGUGGGUAUGACAAAGAAGACAAGGCGGCUAGGGCAUAUGAUCUUGCAGCUCUUAAAUAUUGGGGCACAACUACUACAACCAACUUUCCAAUUAACAAUUACGAGAAAGAGGUUGAGGAAAUGAAACAUAUGACAAGACAAGAAUACGUUGCAUCUCUGAGAAGAAAGAGCAGUGGAUUUUCUAGAGGAGCGUCAAUGUACCGUGGAGUAACCAGGCACCACCAGCACGGAAGGUGGCAGGCUAGAAUUGGAAGAGUAGCUGGAAACAAAGAUCUAUAUUUGGGAACAUUCAGUACACAAGAAGAGGCUGCUGAAGCAUAUGACAUUGCUGCCAUCAAAUUCAGAGGCCUCAAUGCUGUCACAAAUUUUGAUAUGAGCAGAUAUGAUGUGAAUAGUAUAAUUGAAAGCAGCACAUUACCCAUUGGAGGAGCUGCAAAACGGAUCAAGGAAGCUGAUAUAUCUGAUUUAAGUGUUGAAGGCUGUCGAACAGAUGAGGAUAUGAAUUCACAAAUCACAGACACCUUAACCAGUUACGCCAAUGCUCAUGGUAACUACCCAAGUGGACAUGCUGGAUGGCCUAUGAUUGCAUUUCAGCAGCAUGCAUAUAAUCAACAGAGGGCUGGGUGGUGCAAGCAGGAGCACAAUACCCAUAAUCAAGACUUGCAAAUGCAAUUGCACUCAACCACUCAAAAUUUUCUUCAGCCAUCAAUCAUGGAAUCAAAUGCUUCUGUGCUGCACAAUCUUAUGAGUUUGGAAUCUUCUGCUCCGGUUGAUGUCGCUAACUCAGCCUCCAAUAGUUCAGGAUUCAUGUGCAACGGUCUGUUCAUGUCCAAUUCAACUAUGCCAUCCCCAAUAACAGUAGCAGAUAAUGCUAGAGCUCCUCACUUCAUUAGUGACAAUGGGGGAAGCAGUUCAAAACCCUCUUCCACUUAUGAUAGUAUGAUAUCUUCAGACCCCUAUGCAAGAGGUUUAUAUUACUUACCACAGCAUUCACAAGCACUGGUCAAAGCUAACUAUGAAAGUCCUGUGUACAACAACUGGAUGACACCUCCUGUUCAGACCAUUGGACCAAGGCCUAAUUUGGCAGUGUGUCAUACAGCUCCUGUUUUCACUGUGUGGAGUGAUUCAUAGCCACAACCCGCUUGACAUCACUGGAGCAGUCCUUUAUAGGCUGUCUAAACCAAAGAAUGACUGGACUCUUUGGGUUACUGGGUGAUCAAAUUAUGGUCUGUCAUGUACACCUUAGCUCCCUAUUUUGAUCAUUUUUGGAAGGGUCUAAGGCUGUAGGUUUUGGCACUGGAAGACUUGUUUGCUCAACUGAUGUUCUUCUGCAGAAGCUAGAUGGACCGAAAACAAUGAAAUUAUCUAAAUGAAUAAAUCAAGCAAAAUUUUGUGGAUAUUCAGAUGCUUGAUUAAUUUUGAAGCACAAGGCCUUCCAUGCAUUCAAUGUGAUUUGCAAUGGCUCCGUUAGAAUUUUGUAAAUUCUCUAACAGAAUAAUGUAUAUGACGGUCCCUAUAAGAAUAUCUAAGGGGACAUCAAAUGAUCCUAUCUAGGGGAAAUCAACUGAUCCUACUUUAUUUUUCUGGCUUAGCCAGCAUUCAGCUCCAAAUGCAAGCAUUGUACAAACACAUUUUAAUACAGCCAAACAAAUUAUUGCGAA